This is a messenger RNA of Manihot esculenta (cassava), 2455 nucleotides long. RefSeq names its product phosphoinositide phosphatase SAC6. The transcript is spliced from 21 exons. NCBI's taxonomy places the organism in Eukaryota, Viridiplantae, Streptophyta, Magnoliopsida, Malpighiales, Euphorbiaceae. Gene Ontology annotation, molecular function: phosphatidylinositol-4-phosphate phosphatase activity. Gene Ontology annotation, cellular component: endoplasmic reticulum. Gene Ontology annotation, biological process: phosphatidylinositol dephosphorylation. The coding region runs from base 329 to 2119 and encodes 596 amino acids. The record is from RefSeq and is a predicted model, not a curated record.
AUAGAGUUACAGGCUGAGGGUCAUCAAAUCCAACGGUGGAGAAGAAGCAACAAAAUCGUUAGCAAUUGACCAUGUCAAAAAGAGCAAGGUGGAUGACGGACCACUAUUUCAGUUUCAGAGGCCGAAAUGCAAGCAAAUUCCCUCGCCUUUUCUAAAGCCCAAAACCUGUUGAAACCUGAAACUUCCCAACUUUUCAUACAAACCCAAAUAUUUGAAAAGUUUUUUUCUUUCAUUUUCAAAGUUAAAGCUGUAGUCUUCAUUGGAUCUCAUUAUUCCCACGUCUGUUUGAUCUCUCUACUAAGGGAAUUGGGUUAUCGAUAACAUAAUAAUGAUGGAGAGAGCAGAGUCGGGGCAGAAGCUAUAUACACGUAUGCGUCUCUGGGAAUUUCCAGAUGAGUAUGUAAUUGAACCUACUGAUGGAUCUUCUGGUUCUCCGUUGUCUGUCAGUCGGGUCGAUGGCUCCAUGAAACUCCUUGAUGGAGUUCCAGAAUGCAGCUCUCUUCGUGUUCCUAAAAUAAGGACUAUUUUUGGCGUGGUUGGGAUGCUUAAGCUUGUGGCAGGGUCAUACUUAAUUGUUAUAUUGGAACGUGAAUGUGUUGGAUCAUAUUUGGGACAUCCUAUCUUCAAAAUUACAUCAUUGAAGAUUUUGCCUUGUGAUUGUUCUCUUAAAAAUUCCUCCGUAGAACAGAAAAAGGUGGAAACUGAAUUCUCUGGACUGCUCAGAGUUGCAGAACGUACUCAUGGUCUGUAUUUCUCAUAUGACACCAAUUUGACCCUGAGCGCCCAGCGACUGCACGAUUUGGGUGAUGAGUCUAAAUUACUUCCACUUUGGAGACAGGCUGAACCCAGGUUUCUCUGGAACAAUUAUAUGUUGGAAGUGCUCAUAGAUAAUAAGCUUGAUCCAUACCUACUUCCUGUUGUCCAAGGGAGCUUUCAGAACUUUCAAGCAGCCAUUGGAAAAGAUAUAAUUGAAGUUACUCUGAUCGCUAGGAGAUGUACUAGGAGAAAUGGCACUCGCUUGUGGAGAAGAGGAGCUGAUCCUGAUGGGUAUGUUGCCAAUUUUGUGGAAUCUGAGCAAGUUGUGCAUUUGAAUGGGUUUACAGCAUCAUUAGUUCAGAUUCGAGGUUCAAUGCCAUUUCUUUGGGAGCAGAUAGUUGAUUUGACAUACAAGCCUAAGUUUGAGAUUAUCAAACCCGAGGAUGCUCCUCAAGUAGCAGAGCGGCAUUUUCUAGAUUUGAGAAAAAAAUAUGGAAGUGUAUUAGCAGUUGACCUUGUCAAUGAGCAUGGAGGGGAGGGACGCUUAAGUGAAAAAUUUGCGAAUGCAACACAACACAUCCGUAGUGAUGAUGUAAGAUAUAUACACUUCGAUUUUCAUAAAAUCUGCGGGCAUAUACACUUUGAGCGCCUAUCUAUCCUUUAUGAACAAAUGGCGGAUUUCCUUGAGAAAGGCGGGUACCUUUUGUUGAAUGAAAAAGGUGAGAAAAUAAAGGAGCAAACUGGGGUUGUAAGGACCAACUGUAUUGAUUGUUUAGACCGUACAAACGUUACCCAGAGCAUGAUUGGUCGAAGAAUGUUGGAAAUCCAACUUAGAAGGAUUGGUGUUUUUGCUGCAGAAGAAAAAAUUAACUCACACCCAAAUUUUGAUGACAGCUUUAAGAUAUUAUGGGCCAACCAUGGGGAUGACAUAAGCAUUCAAUAUUCUGGAACUCCUGCUUUAAAAGGAGAUUUUGUAAGAUGUGGCCAGCGGACAGCCCAAGGGAUCCUUAAAGAUGGUUGGAAUGCACUUGCUCGCUAUUACUUCAAUAACUUCUCUGAUGGUGUAAAACAGGAUGCAAUUGAUCUCUUACAUGGGCAUUACAUUAUGUCUGUGAGCCGAGAUAUGACCCCUCCAUCUCAAACUGGAGGCCUCGAGAAUAUAGCUUCUUUUCCGCUGGCGCUAUCAUUGGUCUUGACUGGGUUCUUUUUUACCCUUAUGUCACUUCGGCAAGUUCGAUAUGAUCUUCGUCACUUAAUCUUCUCAACUAUAUGGGCAGGCCUUACUGUAGCUAUUGCAGCAUUUGUGAGGGCCAAUGGACGGAUUUUCUGCAAUCGGCCUCGUUUGCAUAAACCUCGGCAUUGAUUAUAGGUUCAGAAUGCUCUGGCAUAUAUGACUUUCCUGUGAAAUUCUUGGCAUGGUGCUUACUUUUUAUUAUCAUAAAUUUUUCUUUGUAUUCUACAUAGCUUUGAUACUCGAAUUCUAUCACGAGGUCUAAUGAUUCCCAUUCAUGCAUUUGUUGGCCUGAACAGCAAUUGCUUUUUUACGUUAUUUCAUUUUUAUUCUUUCAUGUAACGGUGGAUUUUGUUUUGCAUUGUUCAAGCUCAAAAUAUCUAGGUGGUAGGAUUGCAAGAAUGCUUGAGCCUUUUUGUAUUAAACCUGCUACGGCAAAAGUUAAUAUAGUAAUCAUGACUUUUUACA